Myxocyprinus asiaticus (Chinese sucker) is the source of this 1436-nucleotide messenger RNA. RefSeq names its product ubiquitin-like-conjugating enzyme ATG3. The transcript is spliced from 12 exons. NCBI's taxonomy places the organism in Eukaryota, Metazoa, Chordata, Actinopteri, Cypriniformes, Catostomidae. Bases 171 to 1124 code for a protein of 317 amino acids. Gene Ontology annotation, cellular component: cytosol; cytoplasmic ubiquitin ligase complex. Gene Ontology annotation, molecular function: Atg8-family ligase activity. The record is from RefSeq and is a predicted model, not a curated record. Gene Ontology annotation, biological process: autophagosome assembly; autophagy of mitochondrion; nucleophagy.
UUUGAGAUGCGGAAGUGGCUGUCAGAUGAUUUGGGUCAUGUGGUGUCGCUUGAUACUGAAAGGAUCUUUAAACAGACUCUGUUUGUGUGUUGUGUUUACAAAUUCAAGCAAAAGCAAAUCUGUACAAUAUACAAAGCAAAUUCAUCUGUGUUGGAAAGGCGUCUUCCAACAUGCAGAACGUCAUAAACUCGGUGAAAGGCACUGCUCUGGGAGUGGCCGAGUUUUUAACGCCCGUUUUGAAGGAAUCCAAGUUUAAGGAAACUGGGGUUAUAACUCCAGAGGAGUUUGUGGCUGCAGGAGAUCACCUGGUUCAUCACUGUCCCACGUGGAAAUGGGCAUCUGGAGAAGAAGCAAAAGUGAAACCUUAUCUGCCCAAAGACAAACAGUUUCUAUUAACCCGGAAUGUUCCAUGUUACAAGCGCUGUAAACAGAUGGAGUACUCUGAUGAGCUGGAGGCCAUUAUAGAAGAGGAUGAUGGAGACGGGGGCUGGGUCGAUACCUACCAUAACUCGGGUGUGACAGGGGUGACGGAAGCAGUUCGGGAAAUCUCAUUGGAUAAUAAGGACAAUAUGAAUAUGAACGUGCAGAUAGGUGCUCGUGGAAAUUGUGAUGACCAUGAUGAUGAGGAUGAAGGAGAGGCAGCAGACAUGGAAGAAUAUGAAGAGAGUGGACUUUUGGAGACGGAUGAUGCCACUCUUGACAUGAGUAAAAUGGCUGAUUUAAGUAAAAACAAGGCAGAGGCUGGUGGCGAAGAUGCUAUUCUACAGACAAGAACUUAUGAUCUUUAUAUCACAUAUGACAAAUAUUACCAGACGCCAAGACUAUGGCUGUUUGGAUAUGAUGAGGACAGACAACCUCUGACAGUUGAUCAGAUGUAUGAAGAUAUCAGCCAAGAUCACGUAAAGAAAACGGUCACCAUUGAAAACCACCCUCACCUGCCCCCACCCGCUAUGUGCUCUGUGCAUCCAUGCAGACAUGCAGAAGUGAUGAAAAAGAUUAUCGAGACUGUGGCAGAAGGAGGAGGAGAACUUGGGGUCCAUAUGUAUCUUCUGAUUUUCUUGAAAUUUGUGCAAGCUGUUAUUCCUACAAUAGAAUAUGACUACACAAGGCAUUUUACCAUGUAACCUAUCAUUUCAGAGAUGACAAUAACAUGUUUUAGUGUUUUAUAAGUAGACGUUGUUCCUGCGGUGAGGAAGUCACAACAAUAUAAAACUUAGAGACACUUUCCUGAAACAACAAUGUCAGAAGUUCUCUGAAAUGCCUGGCAGGCAUUUCUCUCAACCAUUCUUCAGCUUAUCUCUGUAUUAGUCACUUGUUCUUAUGCUGUCCUCAAACUAAAAGUGUUUUAUUUUAUAUUUACUUAUCAAAUAACCUGUGCAGCAUACAACAAGCCAUUCUCUUGUUUUAAUGGCAAAUAAUAAAUUGCUAUCAAAAUA